Messenger RNA from Rubroshorea leprosula, 1441 nucleotides. The record is from the annotation of a GenBank genome assembly. Lineage: Eukaryota; Viridiplantae; Streptophyta; Magnoliopsida; Malvales; Dipterocarpaceae.
CAGGUAGAUUAACCAAUCAAGUUUACCCAUGAAAAUAAUUUUUUCACAUUCUUCAGCAAUGCAAUCAAGUUUGCCCAUUAAGGUAGGGAUAAAACUUGAUGUAGUUCCAGAGCCGCCUUUUGUGAAGGAAGCAUCUCAGCAUAGCUCCACUGCAGAUAAAUCCACUACUGAUGUGCCCAAAGAAGGGAAAUGUGCAUCAAAAUCUCAAACAAAUGGUGAUCAGAAUGGUGUUCACGGUAAAAAACACGGUGGCUCUUGCCAUCGUCAUCAACUUGAUGAACCUAGAUUCCUGGUUAACAUUGGAACGCUAGAUAGUGAUGAGGAGCAAACACAGCUACCUGAAACAACCGUGUGGAUUUGCUGUGAUGUUUAUGACACUGGGAUUGGGAUUCCAGUUGCUCCUGCGCAAUCAUUUUAUGUUGUGAUUUUUUCAAACUUAGAGACCGUUUAUAUUAAGGUUGAGCUGAUGGGUGGUCGUCUCACCGUGUCUAGUCGAGUACAUUGUGGUUCUACAUUUACCUAUAUAUUACCUUACAAAAAUUCACUACCUGGUGAUAAUUCUGAUGACCCGGAUGAGCUGUCAGAUGUGGCUGAUCAUGAUGCCGCAAUUGAUGAUUCAACUGCUGGCUUUUUUCAAUUCCAUCCACGCACCUUGGGUUCAGUGUUCUCUUCUAAUGGUUCAAGCAGAAUACAAAAAUUAAUGCCACAUAAUAUUGGCCAGUUAGGAGAUGGUUUAGAGGGUUUAUGGAAGAGGGUGAUUUGGGAGAAAUAUUAUGGGGGUCAAAAGGAGGUUGAAGUUACUUCAUUUGCAUCUUUAAAAAUGUCUCGGGUGUGGAAGGACAUUGUGAGUGUGGGUAGUGGAUCUGAAAGGCUUUUGGAGAUGCUAGUAAAGGGCUUUAAAUGGAAAGUGGGGGAUGGAAGUUGUGUGAAUUUUUGGAGUGAUAAAUGGGUGGGAGAAAAGCCUUUGAAAGAUUUAUUUCCUAGGUGGAGACAUGGGUGUAUAGGGAGGGCUGCUGGUGAGGAAGAACAGCUUAGGGAGUUGAUUAAUGGUGUAAAGUUGAGGAUAGACGGAGUAGAUUCGUGGAGAUGGAUACAUAGUGGAGAUGGUUCAUAUUCGUACAGUUACUCGGUCCACAUCAAAUGGCAGUCUAGUUUUACCAGAUUCAAUUUCAAAGCCCAAGAUCCUUCUUGUAGAAGAUAACAAGGUUAAUGUAAUGGUAACACAAUCAAUGAUGAAGCAGUUGGGCCAUGCAAUAGAUGUUGUGAACAACGGAGUUGAAGCUGUCCGGACAGUUCAGGGCAACAAUUAUGAUCUAAUUCUGAUGGAUGUCUGCAUGCCAGUAAUGGACGGCCUUCAAGCGACAAGACUGAUUCGUUCCUUUGAAGAAGCUGGCAACUGGGAUGCUGCAGCAAAGGCUGGAAUUGAGCAGCUUGUGCCUUC